Siniperca chuatsi (mandarin fish) is the source of this 1990-nucleotide messenger RNA. Its product is annotated as NIPA-like protein 2. Gene Ontology annotation, molecular function: magnesium ion transmembrane transporter activity. The record is from RefSeq and is a predicted model, not a curated record. Gene Ontology annotation, cellular component: membrane. Gene Ontology annotation, biological process: magnesium ion transport. NCBI's taxonomy places the organism in Eukaryota, Metazoa, Chordata, Actinopteri, Centrarchiformes, Sinipercidae. Bases 483 to 1580 code for a protein of 365 amino acids. The transcript has 11 exons.
CAACAGGAACUGCACCUGUUCGCGUAUGCUGCCUUAAAGUGCGCCUCGUGAUGUCGUACAUCAGACUAGUCGAUCGCCUGAAUAUAAACAAACUGGGUCUAGAAACAAAGUAGGUCUACUUAUGUGUUGAUGCAGUUGAUUGACGAGGUUUUUCCCUCAGGCAUGCUACUGAUAUUCUAAUGUUAAUUGUAAUCCCCCCGAAAAUAAACUACUGAACAUAGCCUAUAACACAUAAAAACAGUAGGCUGUAUUUCAACUUCCUUAAUUGAAAAGAUCAUUUCUCCGACCGCACUUAAAGUCAGCACAAACUCCUGAUCAGCCUUGCAACAAUGAGGAACUUUUCUGUCUGAGUUUCCACUGAAGCGACAGGGACGUGGGAUACAUGGGAUGGGGUGAGGUGAAAAACAGCGGACAAAGAUGUGAAGAGAGGGGGAGUUGUGAUCUAGAAAAAUAUUAUUUCCUUAUGAAACGAUAAGGAAAACAUGGCGAAUUCAAGUUCUCCACAUGCAGCUCUUCAUAUGACCUCCGCUCAGGCUCACCGCGCUGAGAUCCUGGAAAAUCCAUUCCGGACCUAUCUCCUGGGAAUCAUAAUCUCCAUAUGUGGGAAUUUCAUCAUCAGCAUUUCACUCAACAUACAGAAAUAUGCCCACGUCUGUCAGGCUCAGCGUGGCUCCAAGCCCUACUACACCUCUGUGAUGUGGUGGUGCGGUGUGGUUCUCAUGGGUGUAGGGGAGCUGGGGAACUUUGCUGCCUAUGGCUUUGCCCCAGCAUCGCUCAUUGCCCCGCUGGGCUGUGUGUCUGUCAUAGCCAGUGCUGUCAUAUCUGUGGUUUUCCUCAAGGAGACGGUGCGCGCCUCUGACAUUGUUGGUGGCACCCUGGCAAUAACAGGAACGUAUCUCCUGGUGACCUUUGCCCCCCACAAUUCCACACACAUCACAGCCCAUCUGGUCCAAUACUACGCCAUCAGCUGGCACUUUCUGCUUUACCUUUUUAUAGAGGUCGUCGUCUUUUGCAUCCUGCUCUAUCUGUACAAGAGGAGGAAUGUGAAGCACAUUGUCAUUGUGAUGCUGCUGGUGGCCCUGCUCGCCUCUCUGACCGUCAUCUCAGUCAAAGCUGUGUCAGGGAUGAUCACAGAGUCAAUAAAAGGCCAGCUGCAGCUCAUCUACCCCAUCUUCUACGUCAUGCUUGUCAUAAUGGUUGCCUCCUGCGCCUUCCAGAUCAAAUUUCUCAAUCAGGCAAUGAAAAUGUUUGAUGCCACAGAGGUUGUUCCUAUCAACUUUGUGUUUUUCACCGCAAGUGCCAUUGUUGCAGGGAUAGUAUUUUACCAGGAAUUUGAAGGCUUGGCCUUACUGAACAUUUUUAUGUUUCUUUUUGGUUGUCUUCUGUCUUUCCUUGGAGUUUUCCUGAUAGCCCGAAACAGGCCAAAGAUAAAGCAACAAGAUCGCAAUUUUAUAGCAAUGGAAAGGAUUCCUGGGAGAAGGCACACAGACAAAGUGCAGCCUGAGGCAAAGACUCCGACAUACGGAUCGCUGGCAGCCAAACUCAUGUGCAACAGAGCUGGCCAAACAGACGAUUCAUAGGACCUGCUCCAUCUGUUGGGACUGUGGAUUUGUGUGUGCAUGCUUGUUCCUGGGUACUUCAGUAAUAUCUCUAUUUAUAGAAAUAAAUGGUAGGCAUCCAUUCAAACAAGUGCCAGCUAAGCGGCAGUAUUGGUGGCCAUAUUGGUCUUAGAUUUUAUGUCAAAAUGGCAAGUUUUCUCUCUCAAUAUCCUUGAAGAAUUUCAGUGUUUUUCUUGAGUUAAUAGUAUUUCCAGCAGGGUUGCUAGGAAUAACUGAACUGACUAAAUGAGAUGAAAACACCUCAGGAUCACAGUGAAACAUCAAAUGCCAGACUAGCAACAAAUGCCUUUCUAUAUAACAUAUGUAUUGUUAAUCAAUUGAAUAAAUUGGUCUAUGUGCAUCAGUUGUAAAUAAAACAAGGACAAAAUGUU